Messenger RNA from Scylla paramamosain (green mud crab), 3585 nucleotides. It is a transcript of the gene Sce, whose product is annotated as E3 ubiquitin-protein ligase RING1-like. The transcript is spliced from 5 exons. Gene Ontology annotation, cellular component: ubiquitin ligase complex; PcG protein complex. NCBI's taxonomy places the organism in Eukaryota, Metazoa, Arthropoda, Malacostraca, Decapoda, Portunidae. The coding region runs from base 171 to 1244 and encodes 357 amino acids. Gene Ontology annotation, molecular function: chromatin binding; ubiquitin protein ligase activity. The record is from RefSeq and is a predicted model, not a curated record.
AGAGGUAAACAAAUGUUGGCGUCUCUCCUCCGUGGGGGUGGAAAAGUGCUAAUUUUACACCAUUUGCUGACCGUUUGGUGACUCUCGCGCCCUGGGGAAGAAGACGAAGGGCGUGAGCGUCACUACACUUAUUAAUACUCAGCCACAAGUACCACCACCAGCACAGCAUCAUGGCCGCCACAGAACAGAACGCAGUGAACAAGACGUGGGAGUUGUCGCUGUACGAACUGCACCGCACACCACAGGAGGCUAUCACAGACAACACAGAGAUCGCUGUGUCGCCGCGCUCCCUCCACUCUGAGUUGAUGUGUCCCAUCUGCCUCGACAUGCUCAAGAACACCAUGACCACUAAGGAGUGUCUGCACAGGUUCUGCCAGGAGUGCAUCAUCACUGCUCUGCGGUCAGGGAACAAGGAGUGUCCAACCUGCCGGAAGAAGCUGGUGUCCAAACGUUCACUUCGGCCGGAUCCAAAUUUUGACACGCUCAUCUCAAAGAUCUACCCGAGCCGUGACGAGUAUGAGCAACACCAGGAACGUGUCAUUGCCAAGCUAAACAAGAACCACAACCAUGCAUCCCUCAUCACAUCCAUCGAGGAGGGGAUCAAGUUGCAGAUUCAAAGCCGGCAGAAGAACAGGAAGGCUUUGCAGGAGGACGGAGCCACGCCAACACCCUCCGCCCCCUCCACCCCCACCCCUACCGACCCUUCUGCCACCCCAGCUGCCACGCCCAAUGCCACUGCUACCACGACUGCUGCGGCCACCACCACACCACAGUCCACUGCAGCAAGUCUCGGUCCAAAGGUGAAAAAGCCGAGACGGACCUCCGAGAAUGAAUCCGGCCCCGGUUCAAGCAAUGACGGCAACCCAGGUGAGGCGGAGGAUGGUGGACCAGUGGAGGCGGGUGAGAUUGAGCUGGUGUUCCGCCCCCACCCACUGGAGAUGAACGAGGAUAAUGAGUUGAUACGAGAAUUGAAAGACUCGUCAAUCCGCUACAUCAAGACCACAGCCAAUGCUACUAUUGACCACCUGUCUAAGUACCUGGCGAUGAGGUUAACACUUGCCAACAGAACAGGAGAACUUGAGACAGAGCUUCCUUCAUCCCUCAACAACUUCUGCAUCUACAUCGCCCCCACGCCUGACCAGUACAUCGGAGUGGUUGGGUCCCUCACACUGGAGCAGAUCAACGAGAAGUACUGGAGAGUCAACAAGCCAAUGGAAAUGUUUUACUCAUGGAAGAAAAACUGAUUGGUGUCCAUUUGUUUGUUUGAGAGAGAGAGAGAGAGAGAGAGAGAGAGAGAGAGAGAUGGAUGGAUUGUGUGUGUGUUAGUUUAAGGGGUGUUUUUUGGAUAUUUGUGUGUGAGACAGACAGACAGACAGACGGACGGACAGACAGAGAGAGGGGUUGUGUGUGUGUGUUAUAUAUUUUUGUGUGUGUGUGGUGCGUGUGUCAGACAGAGGGAAUGAGAGACUUAAGGAGUGUUUGUGUGUGUGUGUGUGCAAGUGUAUUUUUCUCUGUGCGUGUGUGUGUGCAAGUGUAUUUUUCUCUUUGUGUGUGUGUGUGUGUGAUAGAUAGUGUUGGUUCAGCUAGUAGUAGUAGUAGUAGGUGUCAGGGCCUUGCAUACACAUAGCAUGCACAUCUCAGGAUCAUUAUCUUGAUACGAACAUCUUAUCAAAUAAUCUUUGCUAAUUUUUUUUAUAUGAACCAUUAUUUAUUGAUUCUAAUUUGUUACUGUUGUUGUUGUCAUUGUGUUUAUCCUGUCUGAUAUAGAGAUUAUCCUUUAUUAGUCUUUUUUUCCUUUUUUUAUUGCGUUUUAAUAUUUGUUUUGUCCUGACAUAGAAGUUCUUGUUUAACAGGAUUGGUAUGUAGAGAUCAUCUUAUUUUCUUCUAUAAAUUUUCAAGGAUAUUUUUUUGAGCUUUGGUUUCUGUUUUGUCCUGACGUAGUAGAAAUGCCUGCUUUUUUCUGAUUUCUUCACUUUUGUGUGUGUGACUGUUUAAUUCUGAUAUGACAAUAAAGGAAUAGGAUGAGACAAGACUUAGUGUUGAUCUUUUGUCUAUAUUAUCAUGUGAGAGAGAGAGAGAGAGAGAGAGAGAAUGCAAUUUUUAGAUAUGACAGAACAAGACAAACAAUUAAUCUUGUUUAUCUGUGUAUUCUGAUCUGGUGAGAGUGUGUAUGGGUGUGUGCAUGUGUGUAUGUGCAAGUGUGUGUGUGUGUGUGUGUGUGCACGUACAUGAAGAACCCCAGGAAAAUGUUGGAUUCUGACAAAUAUCCCAAUGAACUCCACUUUUUCUGCUUGCCUUUCCCAAUAAAUCAAGAAAGUGCUUAACUAUUAAUAUCUGUUCCAUUAUUCCUGUGUUAUGUACUAUUACCGAUGCCUUUUUUGUAUAUAUGUGGACAGGGAACAGUCUCAUUGUGAGGGGGCGGGAGUGAACCAGUGUGUGCUGUGUGGCCUUGCUGUGGUUUCAGGAUUGGAGUAGGUGCAGUGUAAGGAACGGUCUCAUGGGAACCAGUGUGUGCUGUGGGGCCUUGCUGUGGGUGUGUGUGGCUGCUGGCUGUGGUGUGCCUAAGCUCUUAUGGUGGUCCAUGAGUGUCUCCUCUCAUCCUUGUCUUUUUCACACUACACUCCUCUCAUCCUUGUCUUUUUCACACUACACAGUCAGUCAGUACUUAAAUAAAUCCUGCUCAUUCUAAUCUAAAAACUAUUUAUAUAAUCUCUUCCUCCUCUCCAACCUUCUCCUCCCCAUCCUCUCUUCACACUACAAAAUCACUCAUCACACUACAAAAUCACUCAUAAGUUCACUAAAUCAUCCUUAUUCACUAAAUCAUCCUUAUUCUAUCUCUUUUUAAUCUCUCUCUCUCUAUAUAUAUAUAUACUCCUUUUCUCCCAUCAUCCUCUUUUCAUGCUACAGUCACUCAGGACUUCACUAAAUCAUGUUCAUUCUAAUUCCAAAACUAGUAGGCAUCUUGCAUCACCUCAUCUCACUUCUCUCCCUAUCAGCUGUUGAUGGCAGGAACAAGUGGACGCCUCACUCAGGUCAUGAAGUCUGAGGGAAGUUUGAAGUCCUGCUGCAUUUGUGGGUCUCCGAGCAGCUGGUGUAGCCUUUUGUAUCUUGCUGUGCUAUGCUGAAGUUAAUCUGUGGUGUGUUGCUAUGAAUCUGUUGCUGUGAAUCUGUGGGUCUUCAUUCCUCCUCCUGCUUUGGAUCUGUUGGUCUUCAUCCCUUCCUCUUGCUGCAAAUGUAAUCUGUGGGUCAUCAUUCCUCCUCCUGCUUUGGAUCUGUUGGCCUUUAUCCUUCCUCUUGCUGCGAAUGUAUUUCUCUCUCCCUCUUCGUCAUCUCAUCACCAAUCUGCCAGUAUGGAAUAUGGUGAUAAGGGUGUGCUGGGUGGAGAGAUGGGGUGGUAGAUAAAUGAGAGAGGGAGAGAGAGAGAGUUUUAAUGGGCAGAGAGAGACGAUUAUCUUCAUUUGCAUUCAUCUCUCACACUUGGUUCUCAAAGAUACAAGGGAGAUAGAUAUAGGAGAGUUGGAAAAGGUGCUCUCUCUCUCUCUCUCUCUCUCUCUCUCUCUCUCUCUCUCUCUCUCUCUCUUUCUC